Peromyscus californicus insignis is the source of this 4305-nucleotide messenger RNA. It is a transcript of the gene Krtap29-1, whose product is annotated as keratin associated like protein 29-1. NCBI's taxonomy places the organism in Eukaryota, Metazoa, Chordata, Mammalia, Rodentia, Cricetidae. Bases 2867 to 3931 code for a protein of 354 amino acids. Gene Ontology annotation, cellular component: keratin filament. The transcript has a single exon. The record is from RefSeq and is a predicted model, not a curated record.
UAAAGAUGUUGAUUGAUUAAAAUAAUCCCUAGAAGAUCAUAUGUGUUUCUAAAGUAUAAAAACAAUCCAUACAUAUAUAUGUAUGAAUAUACACACAUAAAUACACAGAUACAAGGAAGAUAUGUAUAUCUUAAAUAUACAUAUAUAAAUACACACACAUAUAUAUUUUCAGGGUAGUUGCAGCUAAUAAGUAACAUACAUUAUUUCAAACUUAAAGUUGGGUGCAAAGUCUUUUUUUUUAAAUUAUAAUUGAUCACUAUAUGAGAUGGAGAGAGAAAGAGAGAGAGAGAGAGAGAGAGAGAGAGAGAGAGAGACAGAGAGAGACAGAGAAGCAGAGAGAGACAGAGACAGAGAGAGAGAAGCAGAGAGAUUUUACAUAGUGAACAUGCUUGUGUUGUGCAGGUGUGAGUGUGCUCUGUAGCCAGAGGACUUACUUCACUGGUCCCACUCCAUCACUCUCUGACUUAUUUCAUGGACACAGGAACUCACACUGAAGCUGGGCUGAUGACCAACAAACGCUAGUGAUCCUUCUGUCUCAAACUCCAACAAUAGUGAGGUCAUGACUGACUCUUUAUGUGGCAUCUGAACUCUGGUCUCCACGGCUGUGGAGACAGCACUCCUAAACACCCAGUCCUCUCUCCAGCCCCAUCAUUGAAUUUCUUGUUGCAGUCAGGAAAUGUCUUUGAAUGACAUUGUUGAUGUCUUCAGUGCCUUCAAUCACAUUAAGUUGAUUGAAAAUAAAAAUCUCUCUUGAUCGGGGCAUUUUUUUUUAAGGAAGCAAAAGCAGAAUCACUUAGAGAAAAUAUAGAUGAAAAAUGGCACUUUCUAUCUAUGCAACUGGUGUAUCUCUGUAUAGAGUUUCAUUUUUUCAAAUUGAAAUUGAUGUGAUUUUUCAAAUAUUUUUAUAUUUUCUAGUUUGGUCAACUUAUUUGGUGAGACUAAAUGUAUUUCUCUUGGGAGAUGAAGAACUUGGGGGUAGACAUAUUCCAGAAUAAAACAUAUUCCCCAGCUUUCCAAGUAGUAGAAUUAUAGGGGUGUAGAACGUCUGCAGUUUUAAAGACGACAGAGUAAGCAUCAUGAAAAGGUAGAUGCCAGAAGCCAUCCAUGCCAUGACAGGAAAGACAGUGAUAGGGAAGGGCUCUUCAGUGGCAAGGGUGAAUGUCUUCCAGACAUGACUCUCAUUAGGGGCUUAUCUUCUUUUAAAGUAGAGGGUGGAGAGGGGGCCAAUAUGACAGGAUUCCAUAGCUGCUCCUUUGCCAAGCCCUCUCCAGAAUCUUUAGCCAUUUCAACUCUUUCGGAGGCAGCUGAUUUAACCUAAGAAACAUCAAGGCAAUUUAUGAUGGCUCGGUACUUUGAAGACGUGGGUAAUGAGCAAACCUGUUCCACAGAAUGAGCUGCAAAGCCAGAAGUCAAGACUAGCCCUGCCUGCCAUCCUACACCAUCAUCUUUCCAUUCCAUCGCACGCCUCCCGCAGGAAUGAGGCCAAGAUGGGCACUUCCGUGGGAUGCUGGAAUCAGUCGGUGGUGCAGCACCCAGGUGAGCCUAGAGGAAAAGGAGACAGGGCCAGAGAGAGCACCACAGAUUCUUCUUGGAAGAGAUUGCUUGAACUUUCAAAGGCUUUGUGGAGACGAUCUGGUAUUUCUGGUUGUUGACAUUUUAUAUUUGUGGAAUUCAUAAGCUGUUAACCUCCAUUUUAUGAGUUAAUACUCCUUCAUGAGAUAUUUGAAGGUUUGUUUUUCUUUCCCAGAAGUUUUUGAGAAGUUUCUCAUACCCUGGUUCAGGCUGACAUGGAACUUACUGUGUGACCCACACUGGGCUUGAACCUACAGCCAUCCUUCUGCCUCAGCUUUCCAACUAUCAGAAUUAUAGGGGUGAUCUGCCAUGCUUGACUAAAUGUUUGUAUUUUAAAUUUCCGAAUGAAAAGAUUAUCUCUGGGUGUAUUACUAAUUAGAGAUAAACAUUCAACUCAUUUGAGUCAGCCAGCACCACACUGUGUUGGGGAGAUGACCUCCAUUGCAGGGCCUGGACACGCUGCUUGUGGGCCAGCCUUGCUGUGUGAAUGCCAUUCCUCCGCCUCCACAGUAUGAGUCCUUUUCUCUGCACCUCCCCGGGAGAUCCAGUUGAGCAGAGAUUUUGAGAACAAUCACUCUGGACUUGAAUUUUGUUUUUAAUCAAAUUCAAACUCUGAGUUUGUUUUGCUACUUUUAAAAAUCAGGAUGCCAAGAAUACUUACUAGCUAAGGUCAUUUCAAGGAUAAAUGAAAAUACCACCAAGGGCUUGAUCAUAUAUGGCAAGUGUGCAGUGAAUGGAAGCUUUAACAGCUGUUACUUGUUGGCAGCAAUUUGAAAGCUAAGAUUCUGUAGAGAGGGGGCACAUUUCAACACCCUCAGGAUCCACCGACUCGUUUUCUCUUCUCUGUCUUUGCUAUCAUACCUCUCUCGAGAUUCCGUCAGUGCAUCACCUGAUCCUAAUGGCACAGACCUGCGUACCUGAGGAAGAGUGGCUUCCGCUUGGGGGAGGCCUCCUGAUGAGAGGGUAGUGAGGAAAGCCUGCUGCGUUGGUGAGGCUGAGAAACAACCCGUAAAGGAGACAGCUCAUUCCACAAUGGCAUCUGUGCCUCCAAAUUCGGGCGAAGAGAACUCCUAGCUCAGCAGACAGGUUUGUUAUUUUUAAGUGGGGGCAUCUUCCCCAGCUCCUGAAGCACUAAUCUGAUGUUUAUAUGCAAAUGAAUAAGAACAAUAACAAGGAAAGAUGCUGUGGGUGGUGCCAACACCCCAGGGAAGGGCUAUAAAAUCCCCUUGAAAUAAGAUGCUUUUUCAGACUCAGACUGAGCUUGUAGCUUCCCAGCCAGGCUAGCAGGGACACCAUGAGAGACAGCCAUUGUCCUGGAAAUCCCAAGGCUGUCCCACCUGUGCCCACCAUCUCCACAUGCUCCAAUGGUGGCAGCAUUAGAAAUGCUAUCCGUUUGCCCAGUUCCUGCCAGAGUAGGACAUGGCAACUGGUUAUACAUCAAGAAAACUGCAAACCAUCCAACAGUGCCCCAGUUACCUCUGAACAGGUUUCUUGUCCAUCAACCUGUUUUCCAGACACUUCCUGUGUGGGUUUUGUUUGCCAACCCAUAGGUUCACACGCAGCCUGCUGUGCACCUGACACCGGUGGGCCUCCUCAUCCAGCUGCCUCAUGCCAGCCCUCCUGUGUGAAAUCUGCAGUUUGUCACACGACGUGCUGUGAUAAUAGCCCCUGCCACCAGACCUCCAGCCAGGAACCCGUCUGCACAUCAGAGUCAUGCCAGGCAUCAUGUGGCCCAUCCACCUACGACGAUGAUGAUGGAUCCUGCCAGCCAUCCUGCUCUGAAGCAACUUCCUGUGGCGAGAUCCUGUGCCUACCAGUCAGCUGUGAGGCUGGUCCAUGCCAACCAACCUGCUGCCAAGGAGGGUCACAUCAACCCAUCAAAGAUAAAGGUCAGCUCUGCGAGUCAGUUUAUUACCAACCUGUCUGCUAUAUUCUCAAGCCCUGCCAGUCAGCUCCCUGCAUGCCUGUCUCCUGCCAGCCAUUAACUUGUGUGUUCAGUUCUUGCACUCAAACUUGUGUGCCCGCCUCUUGCCAGCCACUUCACUGUCAACCAGCACCUCCAGGCUCCUGCAUCUGUCAGCCGGUGGUUACCUGCCAGUCUCCCUGUUGUGGAAAGAGUAGCGGCAAAUCAACUUCAUGUGUUAUGGUUUCUGGCAGACUGACUGGCAGUGGACGCACUUCCAGUCAGAGCGGCUGCCAAUCUGGACCCGCUUCCAAUCAGAGCAGCUGCCAAUCUCCUUCCUGCCCACCCCCUUGCUGUGUGACUGGUUUAGGCAAACCUUCCAGCAAUGGCCCCGGUUGCUGUCCACCAACUUCUUCUAAUGUGUGCCAAGCAGGCACCUGCGCGUCUGCUUCCUGACAACCUAGCUGUGAGUCCAGCCUCCCUGAGGCCCAUCUUCACGAUGGAAUACUUCAUAGCUCUUCUGAGGAUGUGCUACAGUCCACAAGCGUGGAGCCAUCCUGUGGGUGUCUGCCUCCAGCCCUGCACAGACGCUACCCUCUCUGGCUUUCCUGGAGUUCGGACUCAGGUUCUCUCCAAGUGCUGGGGAGAGAAUGCAUCAGCUCUGAGAUCAUACCCCAGGAUGAUGUGUCAGCAGGCAUGAUCUUCUCUACAGCACGCAUUUCCCGAUGUCAGUUCAUUUCACGUCAGCAAAGCCUUCUCUCCAAUUCUUCUUUCUUUUGGUUUUGCCUGGUCUUUCUGGAGAUGCUUUUGCUACCAACUGCUAAUAAAAA